CGUCAGCGGUGGUUUUUCGGGUUGAUCCGACUUCUUUUGGCUGCUGAGUUUACUGUAUUGUAAAAGGAGGGGGGGGUUGCUUAACAUUCCCCCGACAGGGUACACAUCCGGUGACUCGACGACCACAAACCACAUCGUACCCCUUUGAAAUUAUCCUGAAACUUUGUUGUUCCUAUUUAUUUAUUCAAUUUGUCUUAGUUUAUGUUCACACUCCGGGAGGGCAGAAAUGGCGGCCAACAUGUACCGGGUCGGAGAUUAUGUCUUUUUUGAGAACUCAUCGAGUAAUCCUUACCUGAUCCGCCGUAUAGAAGAACUGAACAAGACGGCAAGUGGGAAUGUGGAGGCCAAGGUGGUUUGUUUCUACAGAAGGAGAGAUAUAUCCCAUAGUCUCAUUCAGCUCGCAGACAAACAUGCAAUGGAGCUGGAAGAAGAGAAGGAGAACCCGACAGAGACAGAACUUACAGAAAAACAGAAACACCAGCUUCGCCAUAGAGAACUCUUUCUUUCGCGACAGUACGAAAGUCUGCCUGCAACACACAUCAGGGGGAAGUGCAGCGUCGCAUUACUGAACGAGACUGAGGCUGUUCUUUCAUAUCUUGAUAAAGAGGAUACCUUCUUUUACUCGCUGGUGUACGACCCCACACAGAAAACCCUCCUUGCAGACAAAGGAGAGAUCAGAGUAGGGCCACGAUUUCAGGCCGACGUGCCCGAGAUGUUGCAAGAAGGAGAAGCAGAUGACCGAGACCAGUCCAAGCUAGAAGAAAAACUUUGGGAUCCUGAAUGUCCUCUUACCAACAAACAAAUAGACCAAUUUUUAGUGGUGGCAAGGGCAGUGGGUACUUUUGCUCGUGCGUUGGACUGCAGCAGUUCUGUCAGACAACCAAGUUUACACAUGAGUGCUGCUGCAGCCUCACGAGACAUUACGUUGUUCCAUGCGAUGGACACACUGCAUUCACACAAUUACGACCUGUCCAGCGCACUAAGUAUUCUGGUUCCUGCUGGGGGGCCAGUGCUUUGCCGGGACGAGAUGGAGGAAUGGAGCGCCUCUGAGGCAGCUAUGUUUGAGGAGGCUCUAGAAAAAUAUGGGAAGGACUUCAAUGACAUACGGCAAGACUUUCUGCCUUGGAAGUCACUGACCAGCAUCAUAGAGUACUACUACAUGUGGAAAACUACAGACCGAUAUGUGCAACAGAAGCGACUGAAGGCUGCUGAAGCAGAGAGCAAGCUAAAGCAGGUUUAUAUUCCCACAUAUAACAAGCCCAACCCCAACCAGAUAUCCAUGACCAAUGGCAAGAUGGCGACAGUGAAUGGAGCAGGACCCGGGGCCUUCCACGCGUCGGCGGGCGGGCGGGCAUGCGAGAGCUGUUACACCAUGCAGUCGGCCCAGUGGUACUCGUGGGGCCCCCCCAACAUGCAGUGCCGCCUGUGUGUCUCAUGCUGGAUGUACUGGAAAAAGUAUGGUGGUCUGAAGAUGCCCAGCAGAGCAGAUGGACCAGAGGAGAGGACCUCCCCGACACCCACAGCUAAUGAGCCUCGUUCUCGGGGUCACGCUCCUCGCCAGUCCAACCACAUGGUUCCCAUGCGGAACAGCGGCAGCCCAAAAUCCUCCAUGAAGACCAAGCAGGCGUUCCUGCUGCAGGCCACCCGCCUCACCAAACUGGCCCGGCACAUGUGCCGUGACAUCAUCAAGCUGCGCCGCGCAGCACGGCGUCCCUUUGUCCCCAUUAACUGUGGGGCCAUAAAGGCAGAGUAUAUGUUAAGGGUUUCCGAAGGGCAAGGAACCCGUCUACCCAAAACCCGAGCGGCCAAAAGAAGCACACUAACCAGUGUUGUGCAGUUUCUAGAGUCUCGCCCUGCUGCACAAACGCCCCGUCCUCACCGCACUCCGGGCCUGCAGACACCUCCACCUAGACGCCUGCUCUCUUCGCUACCACACGGACCCCACGGCAUGCUGGGAAAGCGUAGCUACCAUCACCACAGCAGGACAGAGGCGGAUAGACGUGCAGACAACCCAGGACCCACAAGUGGGCCACUCAUGCACAACGGCCGCAACAGCGGCAGUGGAAGCACUCGUGGAGGAGUGAUGAUCCGCAAGAGACGCCCCAAUUGGAUCGAUGCGCCAGACGACAGCUUCUUCCUCGUCACCAGGGAGACCAGAAGAGCCCGGCGGAUGCUGUCCCGCUCCCAGCUGAGGCACGCCUGUCGACAGCCCUGUGAGCAGAUCACGCUCCGCAGGAUCUCACAGCCUCCAACCCAGGGCCUGGCCCUGGCACCGCCAAACCCCCACGCCAGCUUAAGGAUGCGAGGUCCUAUCGUCAUCCAUGAUUGAUGGUCGUAGAUUUUCAGUGUUGAACCUUCACAGCCACCAACCUUUUUUCAUCUGUCAUCCAAUCGUUUAGACACCGGAGGAAGUGACGAAACGUGAUGCAAUAGAAACGUAGACUUGAGCUGCCUGCAGGUGCUGUCUGUGUGUGUGUGUGUGUGUGUGUGUGUGUGUGUGUGUGUGCCUGGUUUAUCAUCACUUGUGGGGACCGAUUUUUUUGACAAAACACCUCCUUGGAAUAACCUCAUGUCUUUGUGGGGACCAUUUGGCCAAACCCCAAAAAUCCAAGCCUCAAUUUGAGAUUGAAGACUUCAAAAUAACUGCAUCAUUAUAAUUGGGUUUCAGUUUGGUUGAGAGUCCAGAUUAAGGUGAGCCAUUUGUUUUGGAUGGUUCGGUUUAUGGUGAGAGGCUGAGCAAAGCAUUAUGUCAAUGAGCGGACCCCACAAGGAGAGAGAUACAAACCUGUGUGUGUGUCUGUGAGAGAGAGAGAGAGAAGGACUGAUAGUGAUUUGAGACUGAAAGUGAUUUUAUUAUCAGUGAGGAUAUUCUGACAGAGCUUUGUGAAACCUUUGUGUUGAUUGUGAUUUGUGACGUUAUAUGGAAUUUUGGAGGCAGCCUUUCUUCAUAAUCCUGCUUAUGCUGCAUUCCAGCUCAUUCAUUCAAGGAAAUAAUCAUCGGGAAGUCUGAAAAUACAAAAUGAAUAACAUUUAUUUGUCGCAUGACAUGUCGCCAUGUUAACUGUAAAUAGUUCUGAUGAGGGUUUGAAAACAUUUUUCUGCCUUAAAUUGUUUCUUUCAUUUUCAUUAGUCCAACAGCACUGACCUGUGUGUGAGCAUUGGUCUUGCAGACAGAUUCUUCAAACUCUCUUGCCGAAACAUUAUUGGGCUUCAGUUUCCAUGUACCCCCUUCAGAGUGGGUGGGGGGGCACCUGAGAACCUGGCCACAAUACAAUUGUUCAUAGUUUGUGACACAAAUCAAUUGAAACAAAAAACAGCAAUCUCCACACUCAUAAUCCAAGUCAGAGUAAAUGUUAUGAGACUCAAAGAUCUAACUCAAAUGUAUAUUCCUGGUUACAGUCAGUUACUCAAUUCAUCUUCAUGAAUUUUGGCCCCUCUCUCGUUGUUUCACAUCUCAGCCUCGCUGUCCUCCCAUGCACUUGAGUGAGCCAGGAGACGACACUGCUGAGUUUUUCUCUGUCUUAGAUUCUGUCUUUUGUAGCUUCUUAGCUUGACACAGCUAAACCCUGAGCUUUGUCUUGCUACCACGAAAAUAUCAUUGUCAUCCUUGGAUUUACGUUUGUAUAUCUAGAUCUUAGUGUCACUGUUGGUGUUGCUCCAUAGAGCAUUGAUCUCACAUGUUUUUGACAAGAGUUUGAAUUACUGCAGUUCAAAUGUUUUUUGAGGAUUAAGUCCAUCCCCGACACAAAGAAGAAACCGCACUGAAAUGACUACCUUUAAAAAGGAUUCUUUUAUAAUCGCUGUUUUUCUUGAUUAUUUUAGUACUCUAAGAGUUGAACCUCCCUGCUGUGUACGAUAUAUUGUAUAUUUCAUCUUCUCAAUGUAAAUUCUUUUCAUCUGAUUUUUAUGAUCCGGAAGGCAUGGAUCUGAGAAACAUCAAUCGUGGGGAAGUAAAAACAAAGAAAAAAAGGCUUCUCAAUCCGGCCUGCAACUUUUCAUCCAUUUCCUCUGCUGCAUGACGAUACUGCCAUGAGAUCGGAUCAGCCUUCGGGUUGUUUUGACAUGGCAUGACCGCCGCUUGGUCACAUGAUUUUGUUUUCCCUCUUUCAUUCAGAAUGUUUCUGUUAGUGUUUCCUGUAAGUCAAGUGUUGAAUUAUGAAUAUGCUGAGAAUAAAAA
This is a messenger RNA of Synchiropus splendidus (mandarinfish), 4177 nucleotides long. It is a transcript of the gene mta3, whose product is annotated as metastasis associated 1 family, member 3. Gene Ontology annotation, cellular component: nucleoplasm; NuRD complex. The record is from RefSeq and is a predicted model, not a curated record. NCBI's taxonomy places the organism in Eukaryota, Metazoa, Chordata, Actinopteri, Syngnathiformes, Callionymidae. The transcript is spliced from 19 exons. Gene Ontology annotation, molecular function: transcription corepressor activity; chromatin binding; histone deacetylase binding. The coding region runs from base 227 to 2329 and encodes 700 amino acids. Gene Ontology annotation, biological process: negative regulation of transcription by RNA polymerase II.